This is a messenger RNA of Scomber scombrus (Atlantic mackerel), 1378 nucleotides long. RefSeq names its product mitochondrial amidoxime-reducing component 1-like. NCBI's taxonomy places the organism in Eukaryota, Metazoa, Chordata, Actinopteri, Scombriformes, Scombridae. Gene Ontology annotation, biological process: nitrate metabolic process. Gene Ontology annotation, cellular component: mitochondrial inner membrane. The record is from RefSeq and is a predicted model, not a curated record. The coding region runs from base 68 to 1057 and encodes 329 amino acids. Gene Ontology annotation, molecular function: molybdopterin cofactor binding; nitrate reductase activity; pyridoxal phosphate binding. The transcript is spliced from 7 exons.
UGGACGUUGCACAUAAAAAGCAACAUAACAAAAGUUCAAUGUCUAUGAAAAUCUGCGUGGCUGCAAAAUGGAUCUGAAAGAGCUGGCUGUAAACGCAUUGUCCCAAAAUAAGAAAGCUGCUUUUCUGAUCGGUGGAGCUGGUGUUGCUGUUCUGGGACUUGGUCUUGGAUAUAAAUACUUACUAAAGCCUGAAAAAGUUGUUCGUGUAGGCGUAGUGUCCCAGCUCCUCAUUUACCCUGUGAAGUCUGGUAAAGGGGUGUCUGUGGCUCUUGCAGAAUGCCACAAAAUGGGUUUGAAGUUUGGAGAGCUGCAGGAUCGACACUGGCUGUUGGUCACAGAGGACGGUCACAUGGUGACAGGCAGACAGCAGCCUCGUCUGGUGUUGGUGUCUCUGACCUGCGAGGGAGUUCAGGUUUGUCUGAACGGCCCAAACAUGGAAGAGUUGCGGUUUCCUGUCGAUCAGCCCGACAACAACGUCAUCAACUGCAGAGUGUUUGGCGCUGACAUUCAGGGUCGGGACUGCGGUGACGAAGUGUCUCAUUGGCUCACUCGUUAUCUGGCGGCAGAGACGACGUUUCGCUUGGUGCACUAUGAACCCCAGAUGAGACCCAGGAAGUCGAUAGAACUCGAGCCUCUUUUCUCACAAUCUGAGCAGGUGGCCUACUCAGAUGUCGGACCUGUGAUGCUCCUGUCCGAGGCUUCUGUCAAGAAUCUCAGCAGCAAGUUAGACAAGGACGUUACAGCGGAGCGUUUUCGCCCAAACAUCAUCAUAAGUGACUGUGAAGCUUUUGAUGAGGAUUCAUGGGAAGAGAUCCAGAUUGGCGGAGUUAGGCUGCAGCGUGUAAUGUCGUGUGGAAGAUGCAUUUUCACUACAGUUGACCCUGAAACAGGCAUAAUCAACAGAAAAGAGCCUCUGGAAACACUGAAAAGCUAUCGGCUGUGCGAACCAUCUGAGAAGCACAUCUAUAAAUCGGAACCGUUGUUUGGACAGAUGCACACUGUGAAGAAGACGGGGAUCCUGCAGGUCGGCGAUGUGGUGUACAAGAUCAGCCGUUGAUGUCAGAGAGACGGAAAAACAUGCCGAUAAACAUGAACUUUUGUAAGGGGAAGAUGGUUUUGCUAUUAGCACUAUCAUUGUAUAACCACCUUACCUGUAAAUAUACAUUAAUUGUAACGAUUCCUUUUUUUAAAGGCCGCUGAGAGACUUAGUAGGCUCUUAUCUGUGAAACGUCCACAAAAUCAUACUAAAGUCCAGAUGAUGUUUUUACUGCAGUUUAUUUGAAUGAAAAAUCAAAAAGGUACUGACAAGCAGCUGUUCCACAAACAUAUAAAAAACCCUGAUGUGAUCCGACUGUAAGAAUAAAGUGAUGAAAAACGA